AUGAACCGGAACAGCACCCCCGAGGCCAGCGCCGCCUCGUCGCUUCGCCCGCCGCAGGCCAGGACGACGAUAGGAUCCGGCCAGUCCCUUCGAGCCUCGGCCGACAUGGCUGCCUUGUCCGGCAACACGCCUGCGAGCCGCAUCCGGCCCUCGUCCGACUUCUACGGCCAGUCGCAAGGCCAAGGCCAGGCGGGCAACGACUCGGACCCUCAGGACAAGAUGACCCAGCAGUGGAUUGCCGACAUUGACCAGUACGAGACCACCUUGGAGGAGAUGGCCGCGGCCACGCUGGACCAGGACUUCAAGGACGAGCUCAGCGCCAUCGAGCAGUGGUUCCGUGUGCUCUCCGAGGCCGAGCGGACUGCUGCUCUCUACGCCCUGCUGCAGCAGACCACACAGGUUCAGAUCCGGUUCUUCAUUCAGGUCCUGCAACAGAUGGGUAAGAACCAUCCGAUGUCGGGCGUUCUGUCGCCAGCCAACUUCGACAAAGACCCCAUGACGAACCGCCUGAGCGAUGCUAUGAACAAGUUGAACGUAAACUCCACCAGAAACUCGAUGCCGCAAGCCGCUGCAAAGAGAUUCUCGGGUCUCGACCCAUCAACCAUCAACGCCAUGUUCCCGGAUGCCGCCGCCGCCAUUGCUACCGAGAAAGCCAAAUUCACCCAACAGACCGGCAAUCACCCCCCAUCGAACCGCAACAGUACCGCCGUCGAUGCUAGAAGCUCCCUGGCUCCUACCAUCGCCGAGGAGUCCAACGGUCAGUGGGGCGAAGGGUCAAGACCCAAAUCCUCAUCGGGACAGACUCCCAUGGGUCAGUUUGUCCAGCCGCCACCCUCGGCGGGCUUGCGGUCACCUAGACCGCAGCUUGGAUCAAACCAGAACAUCCAGAGCCAGACCAUCAAUGCCCCUGACAAGUCGGGCUCUGAUAUGCCUAUGCUUUCCCCUUAUCAAGCAAGCGGCAACUGGGCAUCCAUGGUCAACACUCCCAUGGUGCCGAACUUCAACCAAGGUGCUCCCAACCAGGCAGAUAUGGUAGCGAACGCGACCGCCAUGAAGCUUGCUGCCUUGUCGACCGUCAACAACCGCUUCGCCCUCGACGAUGUGCGCAAGUACCGCCGUGCGAGGUCCAACGACGCUCCCCUCUCCCCCGGCAUACCUGCGACUAACGUGGUCAUGGUCAAUGAGCAUGGCCAAGUACUCAACCGCGACCAGAUGAUUGCUCUGCAGAACCAGCAAGCCAUGGGCGGAUUUGGAAACCGAUCGAGGCCAAGCUCUCCUGGCAUUGCCAUGCAGCAGGCUGGGUUCGGGGGUAUGGGCAGUUUCGCGUCGCCACAGAACAAUGGUUUCCUGAGCGCUUACGAUGGACACAAUGCACUUUUGAACAACCAAUUGAACAUGGCUCAACUCGGACUGGGACCUGACCUGUAUCUGUCCGACUCUGACAUGAAGCGUGGGCGUUCGCCCCGUGGUCGUCGUGGUAGCUCUAAGCCCCCGGAGGACCCGACCGACCCCACUCUUCUUCAGGAUAUCCCAGCCUGGCUCAGGUCGCUCAGGCUGCACAAGUACACGGAUAAUCUGAAGGACAUGAAGUGGACUGAUCUGGUGGAGCUCGACGAUGAGGCCCUCGAGAAGCGAGGUGUCAAUGCGCUAGGCGCCCGCAGGAAGAUGCUGAAGGUCUUCGAGCAGGUCAGAGAAGCCAAGGUUGAGGGCAAGUUGGCCUAA
Molecule: messenger RNA, 1722 nt
Organism: Neoarthrinium moseri
Lineage: Eukaryota; Fungi; Ascomycota; Sordariomycetes; Amphisphaeriales; Apiosporaceae
Exons: 3
Coding region: 1-1722 (573 amino acids)
Biological process (GO): regulation of mRNA stability; nuclear-transcribed mRNA poly(A) tail shortening
Cellular component (GO): P-body
Molecular function (GO): translation repressor activity; protein binding; mRNA binding
Source: RefSeq, a predicted model, not a curated record